AUUGCUCAUUGGAUAUGAAACUGGUUUUCCCUUCAAUUUCCUCUAUAUAAAUCGCAAUUUCGAUUCAAAUGGGCAUAGUUAUUCGGUAGCAUCCGAAGAAUUAGCAACAUCUCCAAUAUGAAGAAAAUUGUUUGUCUCGUAUUCAUCGCAUCGUGCGUGGUCGCGAUUCCGGUUGACCCGAAUAAUGGUGUGAAAACCGAAUCACCCUCCAAACCGGUACAUCCCGCUCCUCCUCUACUUCCAAGCGACGAGCAAAAAACAACAACGGCAAAGUCUGUCCAUAGGCGCGACACUCAGGCUGUACCAUCACAUGCAACCGCCGGCCAAGAUGAGGUCAAAGAAGGAUCUACUCAAAAACCUCAUACCACCACUGUUGAUUACGCCCCUCAUGCAGUGAAGAGCACUCACAAGCGUGAUACACAGAACAGCGAGGCUAAACCUGUCGCUACCGCUACCGCUAGCCAUCCAGUUUCUCAAAUCAGUAAGAGCGAGUCGAAUCAUGGAUCCCAUUCCAUUGGUUCAAUCAAUGAUCAGAAGUCGGUAAAGUCAGAACAAAAACGAGACACACAAAAUGUUCCUAUCCAUCCAGCCGUUGGCUCCACCGGCAUACUUCCAGCAGCUCAGGUGCCAAAGAACGAAGCUCAUGAAACUCACACAACCCCUGUUUCCAAUGGCCAAAAGGCAGUGAAACCUGCUCAGAAGCGUGACACUCAAAAUGUUUCUACUCACCCAGCCGUUGCCAGUCCUGCCAGCCACUUACCCGGCCAGGCCACUAAGAACGGACCAGAGCAAGCAUCCAAAACUUCUCCAGCAGUCAAUGACCAACGGCCAGUGAAAUCCGUCCACAAGCGCGACACCCACAGCGCCCCUGCCGUUGCUACCAUUGCUAACCAUCCAUCUGCGCAAGCCACCAAAAAUGGACCAGUUGAAGAAGCUCACAAAACUCCAGCAAGCGCUGAUCAGAAAACACUCAAGACAACGCAGAAACGUGACACAGAAAAGUCUCCCGCCCACUCAGCGACUACCACACCUUCCAGUCACGCAGAUGCUCAACUCUCCAAGAACGCUGCAGCUCAAGCACCGCUCUCCACUCCGGUAGUUAAUGGCCAACAGCCAGUGAAAUCCGUGCACCAGCGUGAUACGCAAAAUGUUGCUGCACACCCAGCUGUUGCUGCUCUUCCAUCUGCUAAAGUUACCAAGAAUGAACCUACCCAAGCUUCUCAUGCCACUCCAGCAUCCAAUGGCCAAAAAGAAGUAAAACCGACACAAAAACGCGACACGCAAAACGUACCAACUCACCCGGCUACUUCCUCACCUUCAAGUAAUCCAGCUGCUCAGGCCACCAAGAACGCUGCUGUACAGACGUCCUUGCCUAUUCCCUUGGCAAAUGCUCAACAGCCAGCGAAAUCCGUACACAAGCGUGACACACAAAAUGUUCCGGCAACAGCCGCUCCAGCCGCACAACUGUCUGCCAAAAAAGGACCAACCCAAGCACCAAAGACUACUCCGGAGAACAAAGCCACUCAAAAGCGUGAUACUCAGAACGCUCCAGUUCAUCCAGCCACCACAACUUCUCAUCAAGCUUCUCAAGUGACAAAGGACGGAUCAGCCCACAAAUCUCACAGCGCUCCGGUUACCACUGAUCCAAAGGCAGUGAAAACCGUCAACAAGCGUGAUACGCACGGUGAAUCUGCUCAUCCAGCCACCCAAGCCAAAAGUGGACCAACUCAGGCGCCUAAUUCCAACAAAUCGGGGGCGGUUAAAUCCAAGGUUAAUGCAGUAAAGCAAGCCAUCACUCCCAACAGUGCUAAAAAGCAGCCAACUACUGCGGCCCCCGCUAAAAAGCCCUAAGGCAUGAACUGACGAAUACUUGCAUUGGCCAAGGAAACAAUUAGCUCAAAUAUGAACAAUAAAAUAUAAAUUAUUACAAUCAAAGGAAA
Molecule: messenger RNA, 1940 nt
Organism: Armigeres subalbatus
Lineage: Eukaryota; Metazoa; Arthropoda; Insecta; Diptera; Culicidae
Exons: 2
Coding region: 118-1851 (577 amino acids)
Source: RefSeq, a predicted model, not a curated record